Messenger RNA from Topomyia yanbarensis, 4469 nucleotides. Its product is annotated as zonadhesin-like. Bases 84 to 4418 code for a protein of 1444 amino acids. The record is from RefSeq and is a predicted model, not a curated record. NCBI's taxonomy places the organism in Eukaryota, Metazoa, Arthropoda, Insecta, Diptera, Culicidae. The transcript is spliced from 3 exons.
AAGAGUUUGCUUCGUCAGGAUGUUGUAAUAUUUGAUUGCUCUGGCAUUGAAUCUUUAUAUCAAAGUGAAUUAACGGAUUGACGAUGCAGUACACCUCCGCAGUACCACUGUCGAUUCUACUGCUAUCAAUCGUACUCUACGUGGAAGCUAUAAACUUGAGGAAGUGUUCAUCGCCCGGAUCUGACGGCUCGAGUGCUGCCAAAAACCGCACCAGCCGACAGGCACUGCCGUGCGGCUACCGUCCGCCCGUUGUGCAGAACAUAGUCUGUCCUCCUGGUAGCCAACUGGAAAACAACCGAUGCGUCCUCCGACAAUCGUAUUGCCCGGGCGGCUUCCAGCUGGUCGGUAGCUCGUGCGUUGGACAAACGGUGUGUCCACCUGGGUACAUCCUUUCCAACGGUAUGUGCCACCGUCAAUCCGGUCCGUCGAAUAUUGUCGCUUGUGAGUUGAAAACCGAACUGCCUAGCUGUGGCGAAGGCUACACGUUCACAGGUAGUCGGUGUGUACGGCAGGAAACUCGACCAUUAGAGACGACCAAUAAGACAUCAGCGAACAUUGCACCUUUCACCUGUCCCAAGGAUUACGUGCUGAGUCAAAAUCAGUGCAUUCGGUAUGAACGUGAACCGGCUAGCUGUUAUCGCGGGACUUUCCGACUCGGGGACUGUGUAAUCGAGGCGAAAUGCGUACCACCCUUCACAAUGGAUGACUACGGUCGAUGCGUCAAGGCCACGGAGAAGUUCGCAUCAUGCCCUAACGGAACAGUGUUUGCCGAAGGCGUUUGCCAAUACCCAAAUCCUAGAUGUCCCUCUAAUUUCACUCUCACCAAUGGCCAAUGUGUACUGGAGCAGACUGCUCCGGUUCAGUGCGAUGUGGCUUCAAAACUGGUAAAUAAUUACUGUGUCAUAGCUGAACCAACGUGUCCCGCAGGGUUUACCCGGAUCGCGAAUCAGUGCGUUCAAACAAGACGCGAUCAGAUGAAAUGUCCCAGUGGCAGUUUCAUUCAUGACAAUAUCUGCAUAGCGCAGGAGGUCACAUGUUCGUUUGGCUAUGAAUUCCGAAAUGGUUAUUGCGUAAAGCGUGAAAAAGUACCCAUUCGGUGUCCGUUAGAUUCUCGUCUGGAGGGUGAAGCGUGUGUUUCUAAGCAACCACUCUGCAGUCAGGACUACGAAUAUGAUAGAAGGUAUGGUCAGUGCAUUAAGCGGGAUCAAAGGCCAGCAAUUUGCGACAGUGGAUUCGUACUACGAGACGGGCAGUGUGUUAGUGAUGUUAGUUGCGAAAAUGGUUACACGUUUAAUAAUGGUGAAUGUGUGCGUGAACAGACAAGUCUGAUGCAAUGCCCGGCAGGUAGCACUUUGCAAAGCGGAAUGUGUGUACAUUCAGAGCCUCGAUGUGAUUUUGGAUUCGAGCUAACCGGCGGUGUUUGUAUGAGUCAUGAUAGAAAAGCUCCGAUUUGCCCGGAUGGAUCGUACUAUCAGGAUGGUUUUUGUCGGCUUCGGAACGUAGGCUGUCGUCCGGGAUUCGAGCUGAAAGAUUCACAGUGUGUUAAGGAAAGUUCAGCUCAGCCGGAAUGCCCCAUUAAUUUUACCUUUAAGCGAGGUUACUGCUUGGCAAUGCCACAGUGUAACCAAGGGUAUGUUUUAGAAGCAGGAAUUUGCACACAAAAGAUUAUAGGAACAAUUACUUGUCCACCGGAAUCGAAUUUUGAGAAUGGUGUAUGUGUCAGUGAAGCCAUCGAAUGCUUAACUGGAUUCAAUCUACGGGAUGGUGUAUGCGUUCGAGCCCAUGAAAUAAGUCCUACUUGUCCUACUGAGGCGGAAUACUACAACGGAAAGUGUCAGCUGCGAAAAACGACUACGUGUCCAUUCGGAUCUACAGUUAUGAACGGAGCAUGUCGCUUGGUUGAAACAAUCCCUCCGAGUUGUCCUAGCGGAUACUACUAUCAAAACGGUGUUUGUCACGGAAUGAUGCUGCCUCAACUGCCUCAACUGCCAGUUCAACCGCAGUAUCCGUCACCAUGUGGAGGUGGUUGUAUGCAACCUCAACAACCAUGUGGUUACAAUUGGAUGUGUGACGCUCCACAAAAUUGUGGACCUUGUGGUCAGCAAAGCUUCCCGCAGUACGGCCAGAAUACUCAGUCGCCAGUUUGUCAAGCUGGUUACGAAAUGACUCAAGGUAUGUGCACACGAACCUACUACGUACCGAUGCAAUGUCCAGUGGGUUAUAGCCUCGAAGGUAAUGAAUGUGUCUACAGCUAUCCAAUGACUUGCGAAGCUGGGGCAACAAUGGAGAAUGAACGCUGUAUUCGAUACGAAUCAAUGCCAGGUAACUGUCGAGCAGGUUUCUACAUGAAAAACAACCGCUGCAUUUUCAUGAAUCCAGAAUGUAGCUUGGGCUAUAGCUUAAUCAAAGGAAAAUGUGUAAGAAUAUUAGAGCAGCCUUCGACGUGUCCCCUUAACUCUAAAAAACUUAGGAAUUUCUGCGUUGCACAGCCAAAGUGCAGAACCGGCUUAGAAUUGCGCAACGACGUCUGCUAUAAAGUGGAGUACGAUGUGACCCACUGCCCUUCGGGCUAUGUAGUGCAGGACGAUUUCUGCGUAGCAACCUUUCAAUGUUCAGAAGGAUACACGUUCGUGAACGAUUCCUGUGUGCUGAGUGUACAGCGCUCUUCGAAGUGUCCACCACAAACUAGGCAAAUAGAAAAUUACUGUGUUGUUCCCGGACCUACAUGUGAGCCAGGGUUCGAGCUGAGAAAAGGGCUAUGUACCAAAAUAUUCCGCAGACCCAUUGUCUGCCCGCCGAACAGUCGACUGCAGCAGGAACUAUGCGUUUCUUCACCGAGGUGCACCCAUGGGUACCAAAUGAUUUCGGGACAGUGUACCCGAUCCGAUCAGGUUCCCGCUCAAUGUGCAUACAAUUUCUUCAUAGAUAACGACAAAUGCGUUUCGAAGGAUGUCAUUUGCCCGAGUGGUUUCCACGUAGAUAGUGGUGAGUGUGUUAGCGAAACCUAUGAAGCUAUAUCCUGCCCGGUGGGAUCAACACUUCGCGAUAAACUGUGUGUUGUGGGACAGCCGGUGUGUGAACCUGGUUUCAAAGCGGAGAAAAAUCAAUGUGUUCAGCACAUAUAUGUGAUGCCACGCUGUCCACCAGAAACUGUAAUGACCGAUAAUCUCUGUGUACGAAAUCCAGCUUGUCCUCCGGAUUAUCGCUUCACAAACAGCCGCUGCGUCAGACUGUCAUAUGCCGCAGUCAACUGCAACACAGGAACACUAAUAAACGGGAAGUGCGUAGCUCCGGGUCCGCAUUGUCCAGACGACUAUCAGUUUGUUGACGAUCGGUGCAUCCUGAAGGAAUACACUAAUCCAUCCUGUCCAGAUCGUUCAAAACUUCAGGAGAGGUACUGCGUUGUUGAUGUUCCGCAGUGUCCAGCUGGGCAUAAGUACACUAAUGCUAUGUGUUUGAAGAUAUCUACGAUAGAUGCUACAUGUCCUACAAAUUACACAGUAAAACACGGUCGGUGUAUUAUCGAGCGAUACACCAGUGAACACAUCUGCCCGGAAGGUUUUAGUUUACAAAGUUCUAUGUGUGUGAAAAUGUUGUUUGCCGAAGCCAAUUGUUCCACCGGAUUCAUGCUAGAGAAUGGUCAAUGUGUGAAAAGAGUUUGCGAUAAUCCUGAUCUUCCACCUGCGCAACCAUAUUCGAAUGCAGUUAGUUCUCCAUUGAUUAAAUAUCAGGCUCCGGUCACCAUCACGAAUAGCCCACCACCGCCAACAUCAGACAUUUCAAGCGGCGAUUCAAUGGAAACACAUGCUUAUCCAAGAUCCAGUUCUAAUGAUUUUGACUCAUUCUUCGAAAAUAUCCCCAGUUCCAAUCAGAUUAAAUACGAUUGGUAUCCAGCUUCUACCGGUGAGGCAACGAUAGUGCAAAAGUACGAAACGGUUACAGCCGAAGCCCAGGUGACAAUGCGUCCUUCUGUCGUAGUCGAACCCGUGACAGUUGGCGAGCCUAGUGCUGAAAUGUACAGUUGUACGGUAUACUCGCCUAGGGUCUGUACCAAAACCGACGACGAAUGGGAUUGUGUUCAUCACGAAUUCGAAGAUGUCCAGACUCGUUACUGCCGGGAGGAUGGAGAUCACAUCUACCUAAAAGUAAACAAAUCUGAUUAUGACGAAGACAACGAAGUACUGAUUAUGGCAGCCGUUGAGUCCAUAGUUGAUGACGAUGAAGAUGACUUUGGGGAGGAAAUCGAUUGUUCCGGCUGCAUCUACGGUGAUUACCAGUGUUCAAAAAGUUGCUACAAGUAUGAUUGCGAUGACGAGUGUCACUUGAUUGACGUUAAUGAUUUUUGCGGGGAGAUUCCCAAACCGGACAAGGGUUGCACGUGGGAAGAAGGAUGUCGAGGAAAGAAUUGCGAAGAUUAAAUAUUUGUUUUUCGAUUCACUAUAGAUUCUAGUACGUAAAUGUUCAUAAAA